AUGUCAUCAGAACGUUCUAUUUCUCCGGAUCCUAUUGUUGAACGUCCCGGCAAAUCUAGAUCAGGUGGUUAUCGUGAAAAUCAAGAUGGACCGCCUUUUCAAGGAGGUGCUGCUUCUCUUCCACCUCAACAAUCAUCACGUGCUCCAAAGCGUUAUCGUGAAAUGAGUGGCAGUCGUAGCCGUUCACGAAGUAUAACAAGAAGUCGUUCGCCAAGUUUAAGCCAUAGUGGCACACGUUCACCACGUUCAGUUUCCCCCGAUCAUCUUGCGACGAAAACAAGUUCUCGCACAGGUAUAAAUAAUGUCAGUACUAUUGAGGGUGCAACAGCGGCUUCAUCGAAACAUCGCCAUGAACAUAGUUCUUCGUCAAAAAAGAAAAAAUCAAAACGUCGUAGUGGUAGUGCAGAAUUAGAACGAUAUGAUUGUGGUAUUUGCUUAGAAAAUGUUCCAAAUUCAAAACGAUUAUUUGGCAUAUUGGAUAAUUGUGAUCACGUGUUUUGUUAUGAGUGCAUUGUUGGUUGGAAACGUUCAAAAUACAGUAAUCAUGAAUCAGCUAGAAGCUGUCCGGUGUGUAAAACACGUUCAUCGUUCAUAACACCCAGUAAACAUUGGUUUGAAAACAAAGACGAUAAAUACAAAAUUGUGAAAAAGCAUAAAAAUCAUCUGAAAACAUUACCCUGUCGGUAUUAUCUUCGUCAUGGAUUUUGUCGUUUUUCUGAUCGAUGUUUGUAUGAUCAUCAUGAAGCGGCACGUCAAUAUCGUCAACAACAUGGUUCAGGUGGAAAUAGUCAUCAUGAAUAUCAUCGUUCACAUUAUUAUUCUCAAAGAUCACCGUCUCCACGUGAAUAUAGACGUCGUGAACAUCGUGAAAGAGUAUAUUAG
Messenger RNA from Didymodactylos carnosus, 882 nucleotides. The record is from the annotation of a GenBank genome assembly. NCBI's taxonomy places the organism in Eukaryota, Metazoa, Rotifera, Eurotatoria, Philodinida, Philodinidae.